Closterium sp. Naga37s-1 is the source of this 500-nucleotide messenger RNA. The record is from the annotation of a GenBank genome assembly. NCBI's taxonomy places the organism in Eukaryota, Viridiplantae, Streptophyta, Zygnematophyceae, Desmidiales, Closteriaceae.
CCCUCACAUUCAUUCCCUCCCUUCCCUCACAUUCAUACCCUCUGCCCUCCCAUUCAUUCCCUCCCUUCCCGCCCAUUCAUUCCCUCUGUCCUCACCUUCGUUCCCUUCUUACAUCACAUUCAUUCCCUCUGCCGUGCCAUUCGUUGCCUCCCUUCCCUUCCCGCCCAUUCAUUCCCUCUGUCCUCACCUUCGUUCCCUCCUUACAUCACAUUCAUUCCCUCUGCCGUGCCAUUCGUUGCCUCCCUUCCCGCCCAUUCAUUCCCUCUGUCCUCACCUUCGUUCCCUCCUUACAUCACAUUCAUUCCCUCUGCCGUGCCAUUCGUUGCCUACCUUCCCUCACAUUCAUUCCCUCCGUUCCCUCACAUUCAUUCCCUCUGCCCUCACAUUCAUCCCCUCCCUUCCCUCACAUUCAUUUUCUAUCCGAUCUCACCUCCCCUCCAUAUGUAGAACCACCCUACUUUCCCUCCUCUGACCUCACCUCCUUUUCCCUCCCCCGAUGA